AUGGUGACUCGUUCACACACGUGCACGGCGACCACUGGUGACGUAGCGGUGGUGGGAGCCGCCGUGCGCCUGUGGUCAAGGCAGGGCGAGAACAGCAACUCGGACGACGGACCCGCGCCGGAGUCCCGCUGCCAGGCGCAUCUUGACAAGAGCUGCAGCGAGGAGGAGCCCUCCAGUCCUGGCGGCGGCGGCGGCGGGGGCGGGGGUCUGCCCCCGGACUCGGGCGGCGGGGACGCUGCCAAGAAGAAGCACCGCCGCAACCGCACCACCUUCACCACCUACCAGCUGCACGAGCUGGAGCGCGCCUUCGAGAAGUCGCACUACCCGGACGUGUACAGCCGCGAGGAGCUGGCCAUGAAGGUCAACCUGCCCGAGGUGCGAGUCCAGGUGUGGUUCCAGAACCGGCGCGCCAAGUGGCGGCGGCAGGAGAAGAUGGAGGCGGCGCGCCUCGGCCUGAGCGAGUACCACGCGGCGGGCUCCCUAGGGCGGGCGGCCGGCUCCAGCCUCGCGCUGCCCGUCGACCCCUGGCUGGCGCCGCCGCUGCUCAGCGCGCUGCCGGGCUUCCUGUCGCACCCGCAGACCGGCUACCCCUCCUACCUGACGCCGCCCAUCGUGGCCGACACGCGCCACGCCGCCGCCAGCCCGCCCGGCAAGGCGUCCGGCCCCGCCGCCUCCGCGCCGCCGCCCGACCCGCGCACCAACUCCAUCGCCGCGCUGCGCCUCAAGGCCAAGGAGCACGUCGAGUCCAUCACCAAGGGCCUGCAGAUGGUCUAA
Messenger RNA from Bacillus rossius redtenbacheri, 774 nucleotides. Its product is annotated as retinal homeobox protein Rx1-like. Gene Ontology annotation, molecular function: DNA-binding transcription factor activity, RNA polymerase II-specific; RNA polymerase II cis-regulatory region sequence-specific DNA binding. The record is from RefSeq and is a predicted model, not a curated record. Gene Ontology annotation, biological process: positive regulation of transcription by RNA polymerase II. Bases 1 to 774 code for a protein of 257 amino acids. The transcript is spliced from 3 exons. NCBI's taxonomy places the organism in Eukaryota, Metazoa, Arthropoda, Insecta, Phasmatodea, Bacillidae.